This is a messenger RNA of Misgurnus anguillicaudatus (oriental weatherfish), 3935 nucleotides long. RefSeq names its product calcium binding protein 39 (gene cab39). Lineage: Eukaryota; Metazoa; Chordata; Actinopteri; Cypriniformes; Cobitidae. Gene Ontology annotation, biological process: intracellular signal transduction. Gene Ontology annotation, molecular function: protein serine/threonine kinase activator activity. The record is from RefSeq and is a predicted model, not a curated record.
GUGUUGGUGCAGUGUUGACUGUAGUUUGAAUGCACACACAUACAUAUGCACACACACAAAUACAUACACGGUUAUCCGCACUAAACAGAGUGUUAUUUCACACUUCAUUCCCGGAAUUAUACCGCUGCUCGAUAGAAAGGCCCGAAGGAAACCAAACUCGCUUUCUUUUUCCUGGUUGUCCUGGUAACGUGUUGCCAUGCCGUUCCCGUUUGUUAGGCCGCCCCACAAAUUACCGGUGGGCAUCGUGAAAAGCCUGAAGGACAGCAUGACCAUUCUGGAGAAACAGGACAUCUCGGACAAGAAGGCUGAGAAGGCCUCUGAAGAGGUGUCCAAAUGUCUUCUGGCUAUGAAGGAGAUUCUUUACGGCACUAAUGAGAAAGAACCGCAGACUGAAGCCGUGGCCCAGCUCGCUCAGGAGCUUUAUAACAGCGGUCUGCUUAGCAUCCUCAUUGCAGAUCUGCAGCUCAUUGACUUUGAGGGCAAGAAAGACGUAGCGCAGAUCUUUAACAAUAUUCUGAGACGACAGAUUGGCACACGGACACCCACUGUGGAAUACCUGUGCACGCAACAGAACAUAGUCUUCAUGCUGCUGAAAGGUUACGAGUCUCCAGAUAUCGCUCUGAACUGUGGCAUCAUGCUGCGGGAAUGCAUACGUCACGAGCCGCUGGCCAAGAUCACACUAUCCUCCGAGCAGUUUUAUGAUUUCUUCAGAUAUGUUGAGAUGUCCACCUUUGACAUCGCCUCGGAUGCAUUCGCCACUUUUAAAGAUUUGUUGACGAGACACAAACUGCUCAGCGCUGAGUUUUUGGAGCAGAACUAUGACAGAUUCUUUAGUGAAUAUGAGAAACUUCUUCACUCUGAAAAUUACGUCACCAAGAGGCAGUCGCUAAAGCUGUUGGGAGAGCUGCUUUUGGACAGACAUAACUUCACCAUAAUGACGAAGUACAUAAGCAAACCAGAAAACCUCAAACUCAUGAUGAAUCUACUGAGAGAUAAGAGCCGCAACAUCCAGUUCGAGGCCUUUCAUGUUUUUAAGGUGUUUGUGGCCAACCCGAACAAGACCCAGCCGAUCCUGGACAUCCUGCUGAAGAACCAGACCAAACUGAUCGAGUUCCUUACCAAGUUUCAGAGCGAUCGCACCGAGGACGAGCAGUUCAACGACGAGAAGACCUAUCUAAUCAAACAGAUCCGCGACCUCAAAAAGCCAACCCCACAGGAUGCCUGAGACACGCGAAUGUAUUCGACAGCAUAGAAAACGUCUAGACAGUGUUUUAGGCAACGUCCGGACAAAGUUUGGCUUUCUGGGACUGGAAGUGGCCGCAGCACAGGGCAUGUUUGGACAGAUUUGUGUUUUGCUGGAAGCGUCGCCCGCUUAUGCCAAACGGGUGAUAAAUGAUGGAGGAUGAGAAGAGUCUUGCUUCGCUUGACACGCCACCUCAAACCCCGCAAUGUUUUAUUCUCAUGGUUAAAAACACGAGCAAAUGAACUGUACGGACAGUUAUAGAUGCUGCUGCGUUAUUGCACAUACAGAAGUGGAGGGUGUUGUACGUUGCACACAAACUCGGAUGUCUCUUUAUGCUAAUUAACCCAAAUUACGUUGAUGGAGUUUAGUAUUGGAUAUUAAUGAAUUCAAGGAAUUUAACAUGCGAAAGCACUUAACUUAUCCUAUAACAACUUUACACACACACACUCCUUAUGUACUCAGUUAACUGAGAAAAUGCCAGGGGUUUAAUAUAGAGAAACGUGGUGCACGUGUGAUGUUGUGCACAAGUUUGUGUGUAAAAAGGUUAAUCAUGCAUACAAGUUGCAUAGCCAGGGUGUACAUACUAGGUUUAUUAAUUUUCUCUUUUUGUUUUGGUUUAGUAGAUUUCAUUGGGCUGAAACGGUUAAGGAUUUUCACACGGCUUACUCAUUUUGAACAUGUUGAUUGAGUGGUUUGGUUGAUGGUUAGUAUUGUGGCAAUGCCCUUGUAGAUGUCGACUCUGAUUUUUUUUCUCACGCUGUAGUAGUGAUGUCAUGGAAACUAACCUACAAUAUGUUUUCUGUGUACUUACCACAAGUACUAAAUGUUCUAUUAUAACCGGUACCGAUGCUUUUUUUACCAGUUUGAGUUUGAUCACAUUAACUUUGCAUUGAUCUCUUGUGAAUCUUACCAAAAUAUGUCCAGGGAAUAUUUCGCCCCAAAAUCAAAUAAUUAAAAGAAAGAUUAAACACUGUACAGUAAGGUUGUAUUUGUUAACAUUAGUAAAUGCAUGAACAAUUUUUCAGCUUUUAAUCUUUGUUAAUGUUGGUUAAUUCCAAUACAGUUGUUCGUAAUAGUAUAGUGUAUUACUAAUGUAAACCGUUAAACUAAAAAGAACUGAGAUUAAUAAAGUUUAAUUCAUGUUAGCUAAUGUAUUAACUAAUGUUAACAAAUACAACCUUAUUGUAAAGUUCUACUAUUAAAUUUUAAGUACUCUGUGUAUGCAUUGUGAUGUCUUUUUCAUGACGGUUAAAUAUAUUUAUAUUUCUUCAUAUUGUAGCUUAAAUUUGUGUGGUAAUUGUAGUUUAAAAUCAAAUUGCUUUAUUAUCAUGAAAAAAUGUCACAAUGUAAUAAACCUGAAUGCAUCUUACUGCAAGUAACCUUCAUUGUCUUCAUUCAAAAUGUUUUUUCAUAUUUAUCUCUUUUGAUUUUGUGGUGAAAUAUGACAUAUUAAUGGGUUUCGUGAUAUUUUCCCAUAAUGCUGCAACAUGAGAUCUUUAUCAGAGAUUUAUCUCUAUCCUUUAAAAACUUAAACCCUUUAGUUGCAGACUUGUCUAAAAUGGUCGGAUGAUAUAGAGUGCUGAAGCGAUGACUUAUUUUGCUGGCCAAUUCUGGAAGUUAGCGGGACACUGAUUCCCUCCCAAAACAGCCCAUUCAUUUUUCCCAUAGACUUUUGGAGUUUAUGACACUUCCAAGUCUUAUCCAACAAGAUAAUCUUCACAGAUCAAUACAAAUUUUAUUAAUUUUUAAUUGUAAAUACAUUUACUAGAAACAUAAAAAGGCAAAUUUUGACUUCAUAAAAGUUUUAUUCAUCUGUGAAGACUUAACCGUGUCAUAAAGUUUUGUUAAUCAGAGCUCUUUUUUUUUUCGUUUAUCCAAAAAUCUAUUGGAAAAAUAAAUGUUUUUUACUGCGAGUGAACCAGUGUCCCGCUAACUUCCGGGUUAUUAGCCUACAAAAAUACGUCAUCCUGCAGCAUUAUAAGCACCCACUGGAUAUUGAGAACAUUGUCAAUCAAACAUUUUAUAUCAUUACAGUGUUAUAACUUUGUUAGAUGGUGGGCUUUACACAAUUGUCAUUUAUUAAUUUACAUAUGACGUUUUGGUUGAUCAUUUUCAAGCCGCCCUCUUUCUUGAACCCCCAUGAUAGUAUGGAAUGUAAUUCAUAAUGUAACUCUGAUUGUUGUACAUGCAAUGCAGAACUUUGGCCGAAAUCUCAUAAAAGCUUGUUCUGCGGAAAGUUUACAGUAGUGAUUAAAGUCACAGGGCUUUGAUAUUUAUACCUCAGUCUUGGCAUAUCUCAUUUGGUGAGUAGCAAUCCAACAAAAUAUACUGUAUCUGUAAUUUAGGCCAGGCUAGAUUUCAUUGGUUGGCAUAUAUAACAGCAGCCGAUUGCGAUCAUCUUAUAUGCCUGAUUACUGGCCUACAGCAUUAAGAAUUCUGAGAAUACAUUUAACUUGCAUAUAAGAAGUGCAUGUUUAUAUUUUAAAGCUUUGGGUUAAGCAUGGACCUUCAACAGGCUGGGGACCUAUAGUGGCGCAGAGUCUGUAUAAUUAAACAGUCCAACCUGAUGUAUUUAAGUCCAGCCCAAAGUAAUAAAACUUUGAGCCCUUGGGGAGAAUUGGUGGGAUUUAAUUUGAAUUGUCAAUCAAUUGCCAGACUAACAAUUGGAAAUAAAGUUUGGAAUUAAAUAAAA